Messenger RNA from Closterium sp. NIES-67, 955 nucleotides. NCBI's taxonomy places the organism in Eukaryota, Viridiplantae, Streptophyta, Zygnematophyceae, Desmidiales, Closteriaceae. The record is from the annotation of a GenBank genome assembly.
CUCGAUGAAGAACGCAGCAAAAUGCGAUACGUAAUGCGAAUUGCAAACCUCCGUGAAUCAUUGAAACUUUGAACGCAUGUUGCGCCCGAGGCCUCGGCCGAGGGCACAUCUGCUUGAACGCCACACACAUCCAGGUGGAACCUCGCAUCCGAACCCACCCCUCCACACACAGCUAAGCGAGACCACCCGCUGAAUUUAAGCAUAUUACUAAGCGGAGGAAAAGAAAACAACCGUGAUUCCUUUGGUAGCGGCGAGCGACCAAGGAAAAGCCCAGGCUUGAAAUCUGAGGGCCCCCGGCCCUCCGAAUUGUAGUCUGAAAAGGAAGCGUUCUCUGUGACGGGCGCCGCCUUAAGUCCACUGGAAAGUGGCGGCAGAGAGGGUGACACCCCCGUCGGGCGACGACCCGUCACUCCACGAGACGCAUCCGAAGAGUCGGGUUGCUUGGGAGUGCAGCCCCAACAUGGGUGGUAAGCUCCAUCCAAGGCUAAAUACGGCCAGGUUUCCGAUAGCGAACAAGUACCGUGAGGGAAAGAUGAAAAGAACUUUGGAAAGAGAGUAAAAAGUGCUUGAAAUCGUCAGGAGGAUAAGCGCAUGAGCCCAAGCAGACCUGCGGGCCCCGUACGCGCGGGGCCCGGAGGUACGCAGCGCCAGUUGAUGCCGCGGGAAAAGGAGCUCGCUCCCACCGCGGCGGAGACCGAGGAUGACCCUCACGGGUCGGCGCUGGCGAAACGGGCUGAUGCGACCCGUCUUGAAACACAGACCAAGGAGGCCAACGCGGCUGCGAGCCAAUGGGUUGGAAACCACAAUGGCGACAGUGAAAGCGACCCGUGAGAAGGCGGCCUCGUGCUGCCCGCACCACGGACCGCCCCGGGGGCCUCGGCGCCCGGGGUGCGUUGAGUAGUCGCGUUGGGACCCAAAAGAUGGUGAACUAUGCCUGAGCAGGGCGAAGCUAGAG